Venustampulla echinocandica is the source of this 1476-nucleotide messenger RNA. Its product is annotated as Zn2 DNA-binding protein. The transcript is spliced from 4 exons. The record is from RefSeq and is a predicted model, not a curated record. Gene Ontology annotation, molecular function: transcription cis-regulatory region binding; zinc ion binding; DNA-binding transcription factor activity, RNA polymerase II-specific. The coding region runs from base 1 to 1476 and encodes 491 amino acids. Gene Ontology annotation, biological process: positive regulation of transcription by RNA polymerase II. Gene Ontology annotation, cellular component: nucleus. Lineage: Eukaryota; Fungi; Ascomycota; Leotiomycetes; Helotiales; Pleuroascaceae.
AUGGCCCCCGGUAUGGGCAUCAAGGCCCCCGUCCCGCGCACAAGAACUGGUUGUCUGACCUGCCGCAAGCGCAAAGUCAAGUGCGACGAGGGGAAACCCAACUGUGGCCGAUGCCAGCGGCUUCAGCGCGAAUGCACAUGGAGCGAAGAGCUACAGGUCGUUCCGCAACGGCGCCAGGAUCGCGGCUCCGCAACUGGAGCUAGAAUCAUCACCACUGCAUCCAAGGUUCCCGCGCUGCAUCUCAGUCGUCCCUCCGGACAGAACUUCGUCGUGGAAUUUCCCGGUAUAGAACGGGCAACGAUCCCGUAUCUGCACCAUUUCGUCACGUUCUGCUCUCGUUUCAUUGCGUAUCCGAAUGAUAGCGAGAUGAAUCCAUUUCAAGAAGAACUGGUUCCCUUGGCCGUCUCAUCACCGGCGCUUCUUAAUUCUAUGGCCGCGCUUGCGGCCGCGCAUUUAUCGAGGAGUAAUAAGCAGCAUGACGUUCCUGCUGCUAAGUAUUAUUCGAGGGCACUUAGAGAGCUGAAUGACACUCUAUCGGAUCCUCACCUGGCACGCUCAGAUUCUGCGUUAGCAGCAUGCCUCAUUCUCUGUGUCUAUGAGAUUUGCCAUUCCAAAAAUUCCUUGUGGCUUGAGCAUCUCCAAGGCGCAAGAGAUUUGAUUCUCUACCGAGGGGGUCCAAAGUCGAGUAAUUGCUUAACACGCCUCUUCUCCCUCCUAGAUAUUUCCGGGUCCCUCUGCUCCGGCGCCGGCCCAUUACUCCAGGGCAAUUACUGGAUCGAGAGCGGUCUCGAAUCCACCUCUCCCGAACCUUCAAAGGCCCUCACUUGGCCGUACUAUGACGACAACAAUGUAAUGGUGCAACAUUUCCACGAAUUAAUGAUAUAUAUGGCAAAGCUCUCACAUUUAUCGGCCCAAUCUAUAAGUGAUUUUGGUCGGUCACACCCAGAGGUCAUUGCCGAAAAGGCGGCUGAGGUCAAGAGAGAGCUUCAAAUAUGGUGGGGCCAAUGUCCGCCUGACUUACGAGAUCAGCAAACCGGGUGGAGACGAAUACCGCGAGAGCGUAAACUUACUGUAGCUGAGACGCUUGAGGCGGAGUGCUUCUCGAGUACCAGGGCGUGUAUGUAUGGAUGCAUCAUUUACCUUUAUCAUAUUCUUGAUCCUCUGGGUCGUCACCCUCAAAAUCCCGAGGUCACCAGCGCCGUUUUCGAAAUCCUGCAAAUUGCUAGGGAAACCCCCGAGGGAUAUGGCUUGGAGAUGGUCCUGUAUUGGGGGAUAUUUAUGGCUGGUGUCGCCGUGUUCAACGAUUUCGUUGCUGAGGACUUGAUUCGACGAAAGUUGAAAUCUGAUACUAACGUCAGUAUAUACCAUGCUGACCGGGCCUUGGAACUGCUGGAAGUGCUUUGGAAAAGGCAACACCAGUACGGCACUAAAUAUGAUUGGAGAGAGGUGCAAAUCCAAAUGGAAAUCCAAAUGUAG